Molecule: messenger RNA, 842 nt
Organism: Prunus dulcis (almond)
Lineage: Eukaryota; Viridiplantae; Streptophyta; Magnoliopsida; Rosales; Rosaceae
Exons: 1
Coding region: 80-655 (191 amino acids)
Source: RefSeq, a predicted model, not a curated record
AAAGCAAUAUCCAAGAGAGAUUUGCUUAUCCAAAGAGAAAGCAGAGAGAGCUGCAGAAGCAGAAGUGUAAGCAGCAAAAAUGGCGACAAUGCCACCAUCGUCUCUGCAACUCUCGAACCCAUUCCCACUUGCGUCUUCAUCAACCAAAUCCCACGCGCCCAAACCCCUCCUUUCCUUCACCGCCCGAGCCACCGACUCCGAAACACCGCCCUCCGAGCCCUCGUCCGAAUCUGGGUCCGACCCGGAUGACUUCGACAGCAAGCUGAGCCAAGUCCGACUCCGCUACCGCAGCGGAACCGGCAAGAAAGCGGAGCUCCGGAAGACCAAGAAGUCGAAAAGCGGGUCCGGAUCCUCAUCCGGGUCCAACUUGUACCUUCCACCGGUGCCGCUUAAGGAGCCGGCGUCGGGCGGGUUGAAGGUGGAUUUCGGGUUCAGUCCGUACAGCGAAAGGGUAAACGGUCGAAUCGCGACUCUGGGGUUAACGGCGUUACUGCUGGUGGAGCUGGCGACGGGAAAGAGUGUGCUGAAAUAUCAUACGCCGUCAGUUGUGCUGAUUCAGGUGUAUUUCGUGGCGGCGGUUGCAGCUGUCUAUAUAAAGUAUGAGAAGGAGAAGGUCAGUGUGUGGCCUCAGUCCUCUCCGCCGUCCAAAGAUUGAAUCUUUGAUUAAGCAAAUUAAUCAUAUGUGAUUAAGUUUUUUUUAAAAAAAUUAAACAAAAAGUGUUUAAUUUUGUAUUUUUGUAAUGCCAUCUUUUUUGGGUCAAAAAUAGUGUGUAACCCAUUCUGUAAUUUAACCUUUGAAUAUAAGAUUACUUCACUCCUUCAAAAUUAAACAAAUUAACCUU